AUGCAUUCCACCCCCUCCCUCGUCUUCUCCCUCGGCCUCCUCCUCCCGCUCUUCCACCCUGCCACGGCGUGGGGCUCUCUGGGCCACCGCACCGUGGCGUACCUGGCGUCGACGUACUUCACGGCCGAGUCGACGCGCAUGACGAACCAGCUGCUCCACGGCCAGGACAUCUCGGAGGCGGCGCUGUUCCCGGACAAGGUGCGCCACAUGCCGCAGUUCGCGUACACGCGGGGGUGGCACUACAUCGACGCGCAGGACGCGCCGCCGCAGCAGUGCGGGAUCAACAUGACGCGGGACUGCGCCCUGGGAGGUGGCUGCGUGGUCAGCGCCAUCGCCAAUCACACGGCCCGCGUCGCCGACCCGGCGUUGCCGCCCGCCCUGCGCGGCCAGAGCCUGCGCUUCAUGAUGCACUUCUUCGGCGACGUGCACCAGCCGCUGCACACCGAGGCCGAGGACCGCGGCGGCAACGAGUACGCCGUGCUCUUUGACGGCCGCCACACCAACCUGCACAGCGUGUGGGACACGCUCAUCCCGAACAAGUACGCGGGGCCGGGCCACCACGGCGACGACGACGACGACGACGACGAAUUCGCCGCCGCGUGGCUGUGGGCGCACCAGCUCUCCGACGCGGCGACGGCGGCGGAAGAGGGAAAGGGAGAGGGAGAAUGCCUGCACGACGCGGCAGCCUGCGCUCUGUCCUGGGCCGGCGAGGCGAACAGCUACGUGUGCUCCUACGUGCUGGCCCACGACGUCCACAACCAGGACCUCGGCGGGGCCUACUACGACGGCGCCGUCCCGGUCAUCAACCACCUGGUCCAGAAGGCCGGACGGAGACUGGCCGCUUGGAUCAACGCGAUAUCUGUGAAUUACACGCCUAGCCACCACCACGUCGUGGAGGCUGAUUUGGACGUCGAGCAAGCAAGAAUACUACAGAUCCAGUGA
This is a messenger RNA of Fonsecaea erecta, 942 nucleotides long. RefSeq lists its product as hypothetical. Bases 1 to 942 code for a protein of 313 amino acids. NCBI's taxonomy places the organism in Eukaryota, Fungi, Ascomycota, Eurotiomycetes, Chaetothyriales, Herpotrichiellaceae. Gene Ontology annotation, biological process: DNA catabolic process. Gene Ontology annotation, molecular function: nucleic acid binding; endonuclease activity. The transcript has a single exon. The record is from RefSeq and is a predicted model, not a curated record.